AUGGCUUCGCAGGUCCCUACCCAGGCUAACAUCCAGUCUACCCACCCCUUCACUUGUAACACAUGCCAAGUCGCAUUUCGAUCGAGCGAGUUGCAGCGGGCGCAUAUGCAAACCGACUGGCAUCGCUACAACCUCAAGCGUCGCGUUGCCUCCCUCCCGCCCUUGUCCUCCGAGAUCUUCACCGAGAAGGUUCUCGCCAACAAAGCCACCGCUGCCGCGACUGCCGCAAAGGCCUCGUUUGAGAAGGUUUGCUCGCCAUGCCAAAAGACGUACUUUAGCGAGAAUGCCUACAACAACCACUUGAACAGCCAGAAGCAUCGCAUGAACAUGGCCAAGUCGGGCAAGGGCGCACAACUGGAUGAUGCCGCCUCAGUGACUGGUUCUAUGGUUAGCUCUGCCUUUUCGCUAGGAGAGUCGAUGGCUGAGUCGGAAACGACCACCGUGAAUGGAGACGCCGACAAGGAUCUGUCUACUGUCGUAGAUGGCAUGAAGAACACCAGCAUAGAGGAAGACACACCAGCAUCUCAGUCUGCUACCGCCGAUGAUGACAAGAGCUCGGUAGCUACAUCCAACAAGCCCGCCAGCGAUCCCCUCCUAGAUUGCUUGUUUUGCAACUACAAAUCCCCCAACUUCCAGCUCAACAUCGCCCAUAUGGGACGCUUCCAUGGCAUGUUCAUACCAGAAAAGGAAUUCCUUGCGCAACCCGAGGAGCUCAUCAAGUACCUACACGAAAAGGUUCAUGUCCGCAACGAGUGCUUGAAGUGCCACAAGAUGCUACAUACUGCCUCGGGUAUCCAAACCCACAUGCGGGAUCGCGGUCACUGCAUGAUUGCCUUCGACUCCGAUAUUGAACUUGUUGAGAUUGGCGAAUUCUACGACUUCCGGAGUUCAUACCCCGACGCCGCCGAUUUCAACGACAUGGAAGAAGAGGCCGAAGACUCAGACGAUUCAUCAUCAACAACAGGAGGCGGUGUCAAGCUUGGGGCCAGGCGUGAGACCAAGAUUACCAUAGAAGAUGACGCAGCCAUGUCUAGCAACGCAGAGGAAGACGCAGGUUGGGAGACUGACAGCACUGUCUCAAGCGUACCUACCGACGAAAUCACCGCCGUGCCCAUCGACCGCACACAUCGACACAAGUCGCUCAGCAAGUCAAAGCACCACAACCAUGCAGAUCCCCGUCCCCAUCGCGCUGCCGACGGCUUCCACUCACACGCACACCACACACCUCAAGCCGUCUACUACGACGAGUACGAACUACAUCUCCCAUCCGGCCGCACCGCCGGCCACCGCUCACUUAACAAGUACUACCGCCAAAACCUGCGCAAUUACCCCGGCGUCGCCGAGCGCAUGGAGGAAGCCCAACGCCUCGCCAUACCCGGCGCCAUCACCGCUGGCGACGAAGAAGAUGAGGACGAGGACGGUGACACCCCCAUGGACGGUGAGCAAACAGACGGCCGACAACUACAAGUCCGCGGACGCCGCGACCGCAAGCAGCAGCUCAUGUCCCGUGCAAACGGCGGCACAGGCAUGCUCGGCGUCACCGACUCUAAAAAGAAGGAAAUCGCCGCCGUCGAGAAGCGCGACCGCCAAAAGGAGCAGCGCGCUCGCACCAGAUACCAGGCUGGCAACGAAAAACGUCACAACUUCCAAAAACACUUCCGCGAUCCUCUUCUGCAGUAG
Messenger RNA from Pyrenophora tritici-repentis Pt-1C-BFP, 1680 nucleotides. RefSeq names its product zinc finger protein 622. Gene Ontology annotation, molecular function: zinc ion binding; nucleic acid binding. Gene Ontology annotation, cellular component: preribosome, large subunit precursor. NCBI's taxonomy places the organism in Eukaryota, Fungi, Ascomycota, Dothideomycetes, Pleosporales, Pleosporaceae. Gene Ontology annotation, biological process: ribosomal large subunit biogenesis. The record is from RefSeq and is a predicted model, not a curated record.